This is a messenger RNA of Neurospora tetraspora, 1004 nucleotides long. RefSeq lists its product as uncharacterized. NCBI's taxonomy places the organism in Eukaryota, Fungi, Ascomycota, Sordariomycetes, Sordariales, Sordariaceae. Bases 255 to 863 code for a protein of 202 amino acids. The transcript has a single exon. The record is from RefSeq and is a predicted model, not a curated record.
AAGAUCGGGUCUCUCUAUUUCUGACUUCCUCUUGUCUGAGUCGGGUCAAGCCAGAAUCUCAUGAUAGGGGAUAUGUCGACCGAACGGCGACCGCGAACGGCCUGGGCUACAGAAAGAUGGAUUCGCGACGGGUAUCCAGGAACGGACAGAGUGGGAGAGCUUCCAGAAACAGGGGUUCAUCGCUCCACCAACUCAAAUGAGUUUGGGUCCUUGAAUCCGGAACCUACCAGCUGCCUACCUCUUCCCAGCAGACGAUGCCAGAGUCCGUACGUUUGGCACAUCCAGCAAACACCACACAGUCUCGACAGCACGCGCAGCACAUCAAGGAACCACAGAGCCACCGUCCAGAGCCACAGCACCUUCCCAAACCGGCCCAAGGCGCCCUCGCUCACCAACCACAAGCCUUCGUUUUCCAUCUCCACUGUCAGGCUUCAACCAGUCCAGUUGCACCACUCAGAGGCUGGCUUGCCAGGGGCCAUCCACUCACCGACCUGUUGACAUGCAGUGCAGUUCAUGGCCUGCAGUGUCGCUCGCUCCCAGUUCGGUUGCUACUGCAAUUGCGCAAAUCCCGCGUUCGCGUUGUCGGUCGGGGAGGUCGGGGUCGGUUAGUCGGCCGGGUUACAGUCCCCGGGCUCUUCUGCGGAGCUGCGCACAGAACGCUUUGCGGUUCGUGUCUCUCUUCUCAGUCCUCUGAUUCGCCCGGCCUUUCCCUUCUCUUUUGCUUCUUUUCCUUCCAAGUCCCACACUUCCUCCACAGGUCAAGGGUCAGACCGACUUCUGGGAGUCGUGCACGGGUUCGCUUCCCGUUAGCUUUGGUGGCCCUCAAGGUUCUCGGUUCGGUUCGCUCUGUGAGAAACUGCUGACUGAGAUCAAAAAGUCUCCGAGUAAAGAGGACGAGGAGGAUCACCAAAGAAGUCUCUGGGUUUCUAGCUCCAGCACUUGAAAAAUGCCUCGUUGUGUUUUGUUUCUAUUCACGGCUCGCUUGAAGCACAAGCGAAAGCAAA